Messenger RNA from Oncorhynchus keta (chum salmon), 1098 nucleotides. RefSeq names its product oogenesis-related gene (gene org). The record is from RefSeq and is a predicted model, not a curated record. The transcript has 6 exons. Lineage: Eukaryota; Metazoa; Chordata; Actinopteri; Salmoniformes; Salmonidae. The coding region runs from base 250 to 933 and encodes 227 amino acids.
AACUAGUCACAUUUUGCCGACCGAAUGUGACAGGCUAUUGUCGGCCUAUCUGAUGUUGGCCCAUACCUUUCUACAGAUGCUGCCAUAAUUCAUAAUUUCGCUAAUUAGUGAUCCGAUAAAUGGUCACAGUUAGCCUAAUUGUUUGUGUGGGGUGAUUGGCUCAUCUUCUGCUAUUCCGGGGUUCAUAAGAACACUGAUCACAUACCGCUGUUAUCAGCUUCCUUCCAAUCUAUCGCCACAUUGAUCAGUAUGACCUCUGAAUGUAGCGUCGCCAUCGAACAGGACAACGACGGUGUUGAGGACAAAGUUGUGGUGAAGAGAGACAGUGUGUUAACCACUGUACUCUGUCGCCUGUCACAGUUUUGGCCUGUCAGACUAGCGAUGCGUGCUCUCCGUGGGUUUUGGUGGCUGUUGGGUUUCUCCCCUUCAGAUGAGGCUUUUGUUCCUCCAGAAGAGGAUGCCAAUUCUAGUCCAGCCCGCCACUGUCUAGCAGGCCGCAAGCGUCUGCGUCGAGCCACACGCAUCCUGUUGGCCAUCCUGCCUCGCCGUCUGCAGAGCACCCUGGGCUACCCUGUGUGCACCAGCAUCGGCCGUGCUGUAUCCCCAGAGGUGCUUUGCUCCCCCACUAAGCUCUGUGGGAAAGGCAACAAGAGGAAGCAGGAUGACCUUGACGACGACGAGGAGCAGCAGACCUGGGUUGAGGCACUCUCUCAGGAACUAGAGGAUGAGGAGCCUUCUGUUGAUCCUGACUAUGAGCCGAGUGCAGUGGACACUGACAGUGAGGAGUAUAACUCUCAAAAUGACACAGAAAGUGACCUUGAUGUUUCAGGGAAGGUCGUGAUUGACGACCUUAAAACGGUACAGAGUGAGCGUCUCAUUGGCAUGGCGUUUCAUCAUUCUGCAAGUACUCUGACUACAGGAGAUUGGCAUUGAAUCUAGUUGUCUUUUUGCCUUGUUUGCAGAAUGUUCCUCAGACGGCAUAGUGGAAGGUGGCAUUUCAGGUGUGCCGCCUUCAGUUUUAUCACCACCUGUAAGCCUCCAGUGCCAGUAUUCACUUUUUGCUUGUUUGUAAUUUACUAAAUAAAAUAUUCAUCUUCA